GGGAAUGCAUUUACGCACCAUACCUUAGCCCGAGCUACGGCGUGUGUGGGACUUCAGGGUCUUGACGACUGCUGACGAUACGGGCCUUAAACCAGCCUUGUAUUGAUAAUAGCACAGCCGACGUCGGCUGUGAUAAUAGGUUCAAAAUCUGGCAAUGUUGCUUGAUGAAUUUCGUAAUCGGUGUUCUGUCGUUCUGUGGUCCUAUGUUACCACCAUCGCACCAUCUGUUUGGUGUCAAAGUCAAACGGUUUUAAGGCCAUUGUGACAUGUUGCUGUAUUUGGAAUGGAUAUUAUGAUUUGGUGACCUUUUUCAAUAUCAAGACUAAUUUAAGACCUAUUAAUCCGUGGAUUUAAAACAAUAACAACGGUUAACCUCCUGCUGGGGAUCAGCGGAGCAAAGUAAAGACGCAGAAUGGAGCCACAAAAUCAAGAAGGCGUUAUGGAGAGACAGGGCAGCUGUCUAUUGCUAAGAUGUGCUAGCCAGAACUCUCUGGAUGAAAGCUCCCAGAAACACAUCUCUCAGUUGCAUUCACAUAGCAAAGAGAGACCUCCUUACAAAAAUCACCUUCACACCCAGAAGGCGUUUGACAUAAUGAAUGUGAUGAGAAAGCAAAAACUUCUUUGUGAUGUGACCUUGGUGGCAAAUGAUGUUGAAAUCCCAUCACACAAAAUGGUCUUGGCAGCAUGUUCCCCCUAUUUUUAUGCAAUGUUCUCAAGUUUUGAAGAAAGCAGACAAGACAGGAUAGUUCUGCAAGAAGUUGACCAUCAAGCAUUAUUAUUGCUGAUUGAGUAUGUCUAUACAUCAGAAAUUCAUGUUACUGAAGAAAAUGUUCAGGUGCUCUUGCCAGCAGCAAACUUGUUGCAACUGACAGACGUGAGAGAUGCUUGCUGUGACUUUUUGCAAGCACAACUGCAUCCUACUAACUGCCUAGGUAUCAGGGCAUUUGCAGAUCUACAUGGGUGCUUAGAACUGCUUUCACAUGCUGAGUCAUACAUUGAACUACAUUUUCCAGAAGUAGUCGAAUGUGAAGAAUUCUUGACUCUAUCUCAUCAGCAUGUUUCAAAGCUAAUAUGUAGCGAUGCAUUGACAGUUCCGUCAGAAGAAAAGGUUUUUGAGUGUGUCAUUGCAUGGGUACAACAUGACUUGGAGAACAGGCAUAAACAUCUAGCCUCUCUAAUGGAACAUGUGAGACUUCCUUUAAUGUCUCAAGAUUAUUUGGUGCAAAGAGUUGAGGAAGAACCACUCUUGAAGGCUGACAUACAAUGCAAAGAUUAUUUAAUAGAAGCACUGAAAUACCAUCUCCUUAAAGGCGACACAAAGACUUCAUUUCGCACUCCACGAACGAAACCACGACAGCCAAUAGGGCUUCCAAAAGUACUUCUGGUGGUGGGAGGUCAAGCUCCUAAAGCAAUACGAAGUGUGGAGAGUUUCGAUUUUAAAGAAGAGAGGUGGUUCCAAGUAGCAGAAAUGCCAACUAGAAGAUGCAGAGCAGGAUUGGCCAUGUUAGGAGGAAAAGUUUAUGCAGUUGGUGGUUUUAAUGGAUCUCUUCGUGUCAAGACUGUGGAUGUGUAUGACCCAGCACUAGAUACAUGGUCUAGCUGUGAUAGUAUGGAAGCUAGAAGGUCUACAUUAGGUGUGGCUGUGUUGGAUGGUAAAAUAUAUGCAGUUGGUGGUUUUGAUGGAUCGACAGGAUUAAAUACAGCAGAGGUUUACGACCCGGCUAUUGGCAGGUGGACCCAAAUAUGUUCCAUGUCAACAAGAAGAAGCAGUGUUGGUGUUGGAGUUUUAUACAGCCAAUUAUAUGCUGUUGGCGGAUAUGAUGGUGCUUCCAGACAGUGUCUCAGUUCUGUCGAAUGUUAUACCCCCGAAACUGGUACGUGGACUUCAGUACCUGAUAUGUGCUCCAGAAGAAGCGGAGCUGGCGUAGGUGUUCUAGAUGGCAUUUUAUAUGCAGUUGGUGGACACGAUGGACCUCUGGUUCGAAAAUCUGUCGAGGCCUAUGACCCGUCAAAAUCAAAGUGGAUGCCAGUCAGUGAUAUGGCUUUGUGUAGGCGCAAUGCUGGCGUAGUAGCCAUGAAUGGGUUGUUGUAUGUCGUAGGUGGCGAUGAUGGAUCGUGUAACCUAUCGUCGGUGGAAAUGUAUAAUCCCAAAACUGAUACCUGGAGUAUGCUGCCCAGCUGCAUGGGUAUUGGUCGAAGCUAUGCUGGCGUAGCUAUAAUUGAUAAACCAAUAUGA
This is a messenger RNA of Acanthoscelides obtectus, 2236 nucleotides long. The record is from the annotation of a GenBank genome assembly. NCBI's taxonomy places the organism in Eukaryota, Metazoa, Arthropoda, Insecta, Coleoptera, Chrysomelidae.